UGAGUUGUUCUGUUUUCUGCGUGCCUAAAUUUGAAAUAUGUAUGUGUGCCCUCCAAUCAAAUUUGAUCAUAGCUUUAUCACAACCAAUCAAUUGAAACACCCAGUUUUGAAUUGGUUGGGACUAUACUAGCUUUAUCAGACGUAAUCGAAGUGUUAACUUUGAUCCCUCACAUUUUUUUCCCAGAACUUUCUCCGUGACUAAUUUGAGCUUCUACAAAUAUUAUUCUUUACAAAAGCGUGUUAAUUUGGUCAAACACCCGCGUUAAUUUAUCUCUUCUAUUCUUCUAGAAGAGGGAUUUGCCAUGUUUCUUUUAAUUUUGUUAUAUCAUCUCACAUUUGAUGAAAACCUCCUUAGUUGAUGAACAAUUCUCUGUUGUCUUCAUCUCCGGAUUUACUUGAAGAGCGGAAUCAGCUUUCGUGCUCAGAAGCUGUCAACUUGGUUUCAGUUGUUAAUCAUACAAUUGCUUGGCGGCGGAUACCAUGAGUGGAGGGCUUCGUUCAAGCGUGAAGUCGUACCUUAAUGCGAAACGCCUCCCUUUCUCUGGGGAAAUAGAUACAGUGAAUGAGACAAAUGAGACCAUCAAUCGCAAUUUCAGUGCACUCCAAGCUGCUGUUGAUUCCGUGGAUAAGAAGAAACCGCAAGAGAAAAGCAUUGCUUCGACUUCAUAUCAGCUCAGUAUGUAUGACGUGCCUUCAACUUCGCGGAGAGAAAGGAUCUUGCUAAAAAGAUUCCUCUUUAAUGAACUGAAAGUAGCAACCUGGAACUUUCAUCCUCAUAAUAAGCUGGGUGAAGGUGGUUUUGGUUCUGUUUUUAGGGGGUGGGUUGAUGACAAUAUAUCAACAGCUGCCAGCCCCGGUACUGGCAUGCUAAUUGCUGUGAAGAGGAUUAACCAAGAAGGUUUACAGGGUCACAAGGAAUGGUUGACAGAAAUAUACUACCUAGGAAGGCUGCGCCAUCCAAAUCUUGUGACAUUGUUGGGUUAUUGCUUCGAGGAUGAUUGCAGGCUUCUGGUGUAUGAAUUUAUGGCUGGUGGUAGCUUGGAUACUCAUCUGUAUGGAAGAGCUUCUUCCCUUCAACCACUCUCGUGGAUCCUGCGUAUGAAGAUUGCCCUUGGUGCUGCCAACUCUCUAGCAUUUAUUCACAGUGGUGAGGGAAAAGUGAUCCAUCGUGACGUCAAAAGUUCUAAUAUCUUACUGGAUUCAAACUACAAUGCCAAACUCUCUGAUUUUGGUUUUGCUAAGGAUGGACCAGCAGGUGAUAAAAGUCAUGUCUCAACAUGGGUGAUGGGGACACGCGGGUAUGCAGCUCCUGAGUAUGUUGCUACAGGUCAUUUAACCCGCAAGACUGACGUGUAUGGUUUUGGAGUUGUUAUGCUCGAAUUGUUGACUGGAAAACCAGUUCUUGACACUAGCCGGCCAACCAGGGAACGCAAUUUAGUCGAAUGGGCCAGACCUUACUUUGCUAGCAAACGCAGAGUUCUUAAAAUUUUUGAUGCUCGUAUUAAAGGCCAGUAUUCUGUGGCUGCAGCUCGUAAAGCAGCUAACCUUACAAAUCAAUGCUUAUCAACAGAACCCGAGUUGAGGCCAAACAUGAAUGAGGUGGUAAAAGCGUUGGAGCAGCUUCAGGAAUCCGGUAACAAUGAGGGUUCAGGAAUCUCUCACAAAGAGCCUCGCCAAUCUCCAUAUUCCAAUUCAAACAGUGCCAAAUCAAGCUGGAGAAGCUGGAUCAGCUUCAGGUCAUCUUCUUCCCACAGCUACAUAAGAUAGUCAUGCAUGUGUUAUAUACAUUGAUUCAAAGGAAAAUGGGGCAGGAGGGAAAGAAAGUAAAGGAGACAAGGCUGUCAUGUUUAUAUUGAAAUCUAUAUCUUGUAAUUUGCACUGCUGCAUUUGAUUACUGUCCAUGAAGCGUUUUCAUUUUGUGCCUGAAGAUGAGUUUCAGUUUAAUUCCGAGGAAUUAUCGACUUGUUUCGAUCGUGCUGUACUUGGUGGAGUUUCAGCUAGUUCUGAUAAGAUGAAGACAUUAGCAUAUCAAAAGCACAAGAUUACAAGCCUGCACAAGAGAACAAGUAACAACACAGUAUGGUAGCAGAAGACAAUAUUGGAGACAACUCGUUCUCUCUCGCCCAAGUACAAUUGACAGAGCUUGUUGCUACAUUGCAGACUAAGAAGACCAAGCAUGACCACGUAUUGAACUACACAUCUGACAUCUCUGUUAACUUUCACAUGUGAUCUUGAUGUCUAAUAGCAGCUAGGCUUGCUCAGAGUUGUAGUAUAAAUAUGUGUUCUUUUAUGUAAUCAUCAUCCACUUAAAUCAAGCAAAUUCCAUUUCUCUUUAUGGUAUCAGAGCCAUCUGCCUAAUAGCUCUUGAUCAUGUGAACUCCAAAACUCUCCAAAAUUUCUCCAUACACCCACGGGUCUAAAACCGAUUGCAGCAUGUAUGAAUCCUUCUUCUUAGUUCAAUUUCCAAUUCAACUCCGUUUACUUUCUUCUUUACAUUCUUGUUAUGUCCUCAAGACUAAGAUCUUUCAUAUUUCACUUCAAUUUUUCAGUCUCAAUUCCCUUUUCUCUUGAUAUCUUUUCUGGCACCAUCAUGGCAGAUGCACCAUGUUUCACUUCCCCACCAUGCCCCAACAACACUUCUCCUCCAUAACUUCCUUCCAAUUAACCUUAGAUUGUUGUUUGGAAAAUUGCAACCCCAUCCCUCUGUUCAUUUACUCUCUCACUCUCUCUGCUUCUACAAGCUACCUCUUUUUCAUUUCUCUUCAAAAGAAAAUCCUUUUCAUUUAGACUCCUGCUUAACAACUCUCUCAGCUCUCUCCAAAUUUCAGAGAAUGAUCUUCUCUCUAUGCUCUCUCUUCCUCCUCGUGCUGAAUAACAACAGUGAUCUGCUUUCACCUUUCGAUUGCUCAACCUCGUUGCAUAUCUCUCUUCUUCAUUAGUCUCUCUUCUGCAACGACAUCUCUCUUCUACUUCGUAUUUGCUUCUUCUAUGUUUCAUCUUUACUUAGUUCUGAGUUUCCCUCAUCAUCCUUGUUCAAGCAAUUUUAUAUAGAUUUUCUACUACCUCUCUUUUAAAAGCUUCUCCAUCUCAUUCUUCUUCUCCUCAUCAUUUGAAAUCUGAAAUUUCAAGGUCAAAUUCCCGUACCAUAGCCUGCUCACUCAUAGUUUUCUUCUCACACCUACCAUGGUAAUCACUUCUUUGUCACCCCAAAAGAACAAAGACAUUACUCAUCUGCUAUAUAAUCAAGUCCAUCUCUUUUCUCAUUUUCUGUGUUUUUAAAUCUCUAUUCCCUCUUUCUCCCCACAUCCUCUAUUUCCCUUUCCUUCCUUUUUCAUCUCCACAUGCUUACAAAAUCUCUUCCUUGCUUGUUAGAAACGAACAUUAUGCACUUCUCUUGCCUUUACUUUGGUUUUAGUAUAUCUCUGCCUUGAUUUUGUUUCUGCCUUAACUUUGUUCAAACCUCUAUGCUAAACUCAGCCAACAUAGCACACA
Molecule: messenger RNA, 3492 nt
Organism: Rosa chinensis
Lineage: Eukaryota; Viridiplantae; Streptophyta; Magnoliopsida; Rosales; Rosaceae
Product: receptor-like cytoplasmic kinase 176
Exons: 7
Coding region: 481-1767 (428 amino acids)
Biological process (GO): protein phosphorylation
Molecular function (GO): protein kinase activity; ATP binding
Source: RefSeq, a predicted model, not a curated record